AUGAAGUGCAAAUAUUGCAAAGUUUCUGUGAAUUCAUUUAAAUCCUACAAAGUGCACCACAGUAUUGAUCAUGCAAACCAACCUUUCAUGUGUCCAAAUGAAUCUUGUGGGAGGACUUAUGGUGUGGCUGAGUAUAGGAACUUUUUGAAGCAUGACUGCUCUGGACUUUCAAGUAAUUUGAGUUGUGCUAGUAGUAACCAUAUCACUCCCUCUCUAACUUUUGCUCUUCAUGAUUCUUCCAAUUUGGAACACGAAAGUGAUCAGAGUUCAAAUAAUGCUAGUUCACAUAGUGGUCAGAGUUCAAAUGACUUUUUAAAAAACAUGAUCAGUGACACAGACAUUUUUGUGAGCAAGUUAUAUUGUAAGCCUAAGUUGCCAAGGCAGUACGUCCAAGAUAUUGUUAGUGAUUGUAACUCAUUUGUUAAUAACAGUGUACUCUCAAAUGUAAAGAAUUCUUUGCUUACUUCAAUGACUUUGGACUGUGAUCAAAUUAAAAAUGUAGAGACUAUUUUCUCAGAGUAUGCUAAUCCGUUUUCGCACUUAUCAACAGAGUACCGCCGGUUUAAAUACUUUGAAAGUAAUGGUGAUUAUAUUCCUCCAGUGCCUCAUAAAAUUGGAGAAGUUGACAUCAGUGUUAAAACAAGUAAUGGUCCUGUUCUUAAAACAAAGGAUUGUUUUGUACAGUGUGUCCCACUAGGGAAAGUGCUGAAAAAGUUUUUAGAAAUUCCUGGUUGCCUCAAUGAAAUUUUGUCCUAUAUGAAUUCUGUUAAUGCUAAUGUAAAUUCUAAACAAAAUUUUAUCCAGUGUGAACUGUGGAAGACUAAGCGUUCAAAAUUUUCAGAAGGAGAUAUUGUACUUCCUCUUCAUUGUUACUUUGAUGAGGUGGAGAGUAACAACCCUUUAGGUUCACAUACUGAUAAAUUAGGUGCUGUCUACCAUUCUAUUCCUUGUCUUCCAGAGGAAUGUCAGGAAUCUACCGUAAAUAUAUUUUUAGGUUUACUGUUUGAGUCUUGGAUGAGGGAUUUUGGUGAUGAAAAAGUUUUUCAACCUUUGAUAGAUGAGCUUAUUUCUCUUGAAACUAAUGGUAUUCUCAUUGACACACUAGAGGGGCCCAAAAGGAUUUACUUUGUCACUGGCCUCUUGUUAGGAGACAACCUUGGACUUAACUCUCUUGGUGGGUUUGUUGAAUGUUUUACAUCUAAUUUCUUUUGUCGAUUCUGUAAAACUCACAGAAAAGUUACUACUACAAUGGCUGUUGAAGAUAAAAGUACUUUGAGAACUGUACAGUCAUAUAAUGAUGAUGUGGCUCUAAGUGAUUAUUCUGUUACUGGAAUCAAGACUAAUUCGGUUUUUAACCAGCUGAACUCUUUCCAUAUAACUUCAAAUUUUGCAGUAGACGGAUUUCACGACUUAAGUGAGGGGGUUGCCCAUUAUGUAAUGCUCCAUGUUUUAAAACAUUGCAUCCCAACCUAUUUUACCAUUGAAGAACUUAACCAUAGGAUAGCAUUGUUUCAAUAUGGCCCUUGUGAUUCAAACAAAAUGCCCCAGGUGUCUACUGAAUUCUCUGCCCGCCAUAAAUUGAAAAUGUCAGGGUCGGAGACAGUCCUAUUUGUGAAAUUGUUCGGUCUUCUAGUUGGUGAUAGGGUGCCUCUUGACGAUGAAUAUUGGCAUUUGUAUUUGAAACUUGUAGAAUUGUUUGAUAUUUGCCUCUCAAAGAAUGUAGCUACUUCACUGGCAUUGUCUUUAAAUGUUAUUGUUUCAGAGUUUAAUUCAAUGUAUGUUAAAGUUACUGGAGAUACCUUAAAAGCAAAAUUUCACCACCUUGUGCAUUACGGCACAGUUUUUGAUCAGAGUGGGCCUAUUACUGGUAUGUCAACUAAGUCUUUCGAAAGGAAACAUCGCUCACUUACCAUCCCACUUGGUGCUACAGAGUCCCGCAGAAAUAUUGCUUUAACAGCAGCUAUUCAACACCAACUGAAUCUCUGUCAUCGUUUUAAAUCUAGAACGUCUCUUUUACCUGAAACAGAAUUGGGUCCUUCCUGUGAGGUACUGCUAGAUGAUUUUAAUAAUCAGACGUUUUUGAAAUUGCUUCCCAAGUGCAUGCGUUCCUCGUCAGAGUUGCUGUCUCCUAGUUGGUUGAACUUAAAAGGAACUAGGUAUAAAUCAGGAAUGGUGCUGCUUCUUGACAUCUCUAAGACUGGAGGUCCUGUUUUAGGAGUUGUUGAAUCUAUUUUAAAUUGCACGUGUCAUGAUGAUUUUGUUUUUGUUUUCUCCUACCUUACUGUACUUGGUUUGAACGAACAUGUUCAUGCUUAUGAGGUUCAAACUAGUGACAAUUGGUCUUGCAUAAAACCUGUCAAUUUGUAUGACCCACUCCCUUUAAACAUUUAUCACUCUGUUUGUGAUAAAAAAUAUGUUAUUUUGCGGUAUAUGUUGUGA
Frankliniella occidentalis (western flower thrips) is the source of this 2439-nucleotide messenger RNA. RefSeq lists its product as uncharacterized. The record is from RefSeq and is a predicted model, not a curated record. The coding region runs from base 1 to 2439 and encodes 812 amino acids. NCBI's taxonomy places the organism in Eukaryota, Metazoa, Arthropoda, Insecta, Thysanoptera, Thripidae. The transcript has a single exon.